GCUCAGCCAUCUGACCCCCCUGUCUCUCCCUCCCUCCCUUCCUCUCUCUCUCUAUCUCUCACACAAACACAAAAGGCUAAAUAUAUUUUAUGGGGUACGUUUCAUGUCAAAGCCCCAAGACAGGCAGAGUUCCUCUCUCUCUCUGUUCCCCUCUCUUUCUCCCUUUCCUCUCUCUUUGUUCCCAUGGCAGCAGUAGUAGUAGUUGGGUCGUCUUCCCCGCUCCAUCUCACUCUGCCCCAUGCCCCCCUCUCCGUCUCCCUGAUGGCUCCUGUGAUUGCAUCCAUCCAUCUUACAGUCAAAGGAGAACAAAGAGAAAGUCCCUGGCUCUGUUGUGUCCACCAAGCUAGAUACCCUGCUGAGUAGAGUCAACAUGGGCCUCACAGGCUCACUAGGACUUGGUAGAAGUAUGUGUUUGCGUGUGUGUGUAAAUGUCUGUGUGCAUAUGUGUGUGUACAUGUGUGUCAUUGGUGAACACAGGGGUAAUCUGGAAUGUGUGUGAUCUUGCACAAACGUGCUGGAACUCAAAUAUCAUCUGAAUUAACAUGAGUGAAACUCAGUCACUCUUCUAAUUAAAGAGGAGUGUGUCGAAGUUUGCAGAAGGAAAAUGUUAAAUAUAAUUCUGAAUGUAACUGAUGCCAUAGCAGGGAAUAACAUUAACAUAUCCAGGUCAAAACAUAGCAUUGUUUAGCGUUGCUCAAGUAAACAAAAAAAUUAAGAAAAGAAUGUAACGUUGUUUUCAAUGUAGAUUUCACCAACUGUAAAUACGAAAAGCUACUCAAAGUCUAUCAGAGUGAGUUAAUAUUUGUCUGGUUUCAUGUAUGGAGGAUGUUUUUAGUGAGCGUCUCCAGUGUUGUGAAACAGCAGUGGUGUCAGUUUGGGUGAACUACCUCUUUAACGACAACCUCGUUCAUGCUUUUGCGCAUGUGUGGUAGAAAGCACACGUGUCUCAGCGGCAGGAUGGAGGCGGACAGCCUACAGGGUCCCGGCACCAUGGACGACAACGUCGAUGGAGAAAAUCAGUUUGAACCCUAUUUAAAUUAUCUACGAAAAGAAUUGGAUAAUCAAGACCCAAUUCUUAUCAUCGGAAUUAUUGUUGCAUUGGCAGUAAUUGUCAUCACAUUUGUUUUCCUGAAAUAUUUUGUGAGCAGUAAAACUGUCCGAAGUUCCUUGUUGCUGGUGGGAUUGUGCGAUUCUGGAAAAACCCUCCUCUACAGCCGGCUGGUGUCAGGACAGUACAAGAGGACCCAGACCUCAAUCACCGACAGCAGCGCGCCUUAUAAAGCCAAAAACGACAAGGGCAGCAUCUGGACACUGAUCGACCUUCCGGGUCACGACAGCCUGAGGCCACAGUACUUGGAGAAGUUCAAGUCUUCCGCCAGAGCUUUUGUGUUCGUGGUGGACAGUGCCAUCUUCCAGAAAGAAGUGAGAGACGUGGCAGAGUUCCUCUACUUCCUGUUGACAGACAGCGUGGUGUCUCGGACUGCCCCCAGCCUGGUGGUGGCCUGCAACAAGCAAGAUAUCACCAUGGCGAAGUCAGCCAAGCUGAUCCAACAGCAGCUGGAGAAGGAGCUGAACACUCUGAGGGUGACUCACUCAGCGGCGCUCAGCGCCCAGGAUGGCUCGCUGGCGGGUGGUGCAGUCUUCCUGGGGAGGAAGGGGCGGGACUUUGAGUUCAGUCAGCUGCCCAUGGGGGUGGAGUUUGUGGAGUGCAGCGCCCGUGGGGGGGGCGAGGAGGGGGGUGCAGACAUUGAUGGUCUGGAGAGGAUUCUGUCCAAGCUGUGAGGCCCUCAACAGCACAGGGUCAUGGACAGAUUCUUUUUACCCCCUCCUCCCACGUGUGUGUAUGUGUGUGUGUGUGUGUGCGCGUGUCUUUGGCUGCUCUGAUCCCAAGCUGUAUUACCAACUACAGAACAAUAAACAUUUCUGGUUUCUGACUGAAUUUGUGACAAUUGAGCAUUUAAACAGUCUGCUCUGUGCCUUAUGAGUUACUUCAACAGGGAUGGUGGCGUUCCUCUGAUCUGCAGGAUAAGUUGGCAUGUUUGAGUGGAACAAUGAAUGUAUGGGUCUUAAGAUAGCAUUGCUGUUUUCUGUUUGUAAAUAAAAUGAUUGGCUUAUA
Hypomesus transpacificus is the source of this 2116-nucleotide messenger RNA. It is a transcript of the gene srprb, whose product is annotated as SRP receptor subunit beta. The coding region runs from base 910 to 1782 and encodes 290 amino acids. Gene Ontology annotation, molecular function: GTP binding. The transcript has 7 exons. Gene Ontology annotation, cellular component: plasma membrane; cytoplasm. Gene Ontology annotation, biological process: vesicle-mediated transport; intracellular protein transport. NCBI's taxonomy places the organism in Eukaryota, Metazoa, Chordata, Actinopteri, Osmeriformes, Osmeridae. The record is from RefSeq and is a predicted model, not a curated record.